Elephantulus edwardii (Cape elephant shrew) is the source of this 2196-nucleotide messenger RNA. It is a transcript of the gene SPHK2, whose product is annotated as sphingosine kinase 2. The transcript is spliced from 8 exons. Lineage: Eukaryota; Metazoa; Chordata; Mammalia; Macroscelidea; Macroscelididae. Gene Ontology annotation, biological process: sphingosine biosynthetic process; sphinganine-1-phosphate biosynthetic process; positive regulation of apoptotic process. The record is from RefSeq and is a predicted model, not a curated record. Gene Ontology annotation, cellular component: intracellular membrane-bounded organelle; cytoplasm; membrane. Bases 1 to 2196 code for a protein of 731 amino acids.
AUGAAUGGCCACCUGGAAGCAGAGGAACAGCUGGAUCAGAGCCUGGACCAGGAGCUGACCUGGAGUCAGGGCCCUGGGCCCAGAAGUGCCCUGGACAAGGCCAAAGUCAUGGCCCCGCCAGCCCCACAUCAGGCUGCCAGCACCCCACUGAUGCAUGGCGAGUUUGGCUCCUACCCAGCCCGGGGCCCACGCUUUGCCCUGACCCUCACGGCACAGGCCCUGCAUAUCCAGAGGCUGCGUCCUAACCCCUUGGACUCCUCUGCCUACUUCUGCAUCUACGCCUAUCCGAGGGGCCGGCGGGGGGCACGGCGCAGAACCACACGCACCUUCCGGGUCGAUGGGGCUGCAGCCUAUGAGGAGAACCGGGCUGAAGCCCAGCGCUGGGCCAUCACCCUCACGUGCCUGCUGCGUGAGCUGCCGCUACCUGCAGAUGGGGAGAUUACCGCUGAGCUGCUGCCCAGGCCGCCCCGCUUGCUCCUAUUGGUCAACCCCUUUGGGGGGCGGGGCCUGGCUUGGCAGUGGUGUAAGAACCACGUGCUGCCCAUGAUCUCCGAAGCGGGGCUGUCCUUCAAUCUCAUACAGACAGAACGGCCGAACCACGCCCGAGAGCUGGUGCAGGGGCUGAGCCUGAGCGAGUGGGAUGGCAUCGUCACGGUCUCCGGAGACGGGCUGCUCUACGAGGUGCUGAAUGGGCUCCUUGCUCGCCCCGACUGGGAGGAAGCUGUGAAGAUGCCCGUGGGCGUCCUCCCUUGUGGCUCGGGCAACGCGCUGGCCGCAGUGGUCAACCAGCAUGGGGGGUUUGAGCCAGCCUUGGGCCUUGACCUGCUGCUCAACUGCUCCCUCCUGCUGUGCCGGGGCGGCAGUCACCCGCUGGACCUGCUCUCCGUGACGCUGGCCUCGGGCUCCCGCUGUUUCUCCUUCCUGGCCGUGGCCUGGGGCUUCGUGUCAGACGUGGACAUCCACAGCGAGCGCUUCCGGGCCCUGGGCAGUGCCCGCUUCACCCUGGGCACGGUGCUGGGCCUGGCCACACUACAUACCUACCGCGGGCGCCUCUCCUACCUCCCAGCCACAGGGGAACCUGCUUCCCCCACGCCCCAGGGGCUGCCCCGGGCCAAGUCAGAGCUGACCCUCACCCCCGAGCCAGUGCCCCCUGUGGCCCACUCACCCCUGCAUCGCUCAGUUUCUGACCUGCCCCUGCCCCUGCCGCAGUCCGCCUUGACCUCCCCUGGUUCACCUGAUCCCCUCCCCGUUCUGUCUCUCAAUGGUGGUGGUCCAGAGCUGGCUGGAGACUGGGGCGGGGCUGGAGAUGUGCCACUGUCCCCAGACCCACUGCUCCCUCCAUCCCCCAGAUCAGCCAUUCACUCACCCAUCACUAAGGCGUCCCCAGAAAUGCCAACACCCUCUGAGCCCUCACCACCCCACCCUGAUGCUCCAGCAGCUCCCUCCACCUGGGGACCACCUGACCACCUGCUGCCUCCCCUGGGGACCCCGCUGCCCCCAGGCUGGGUGACAAUGGAGGAGGACUUUGUGCUUAUGUUGGCCAUCUCGCCCAGCCACCUGGGCGCUGACAUGGUGGCAGCCCCGCACGCUCGCUUUGACGAUGGCCUGGUGCACCUGUGCUGGGUGCGUGGUGGCAUCUCACGGGCCACCCUACUGCGCCUUUUUCUGGCCAUGGAGCGAGGCAGUCACUUCAGUCUGGGCUGUCCCCAGCUGGGCUACGCCGCGGCCCGUGCCUUCCGCCUGGAGCCACUCACGCCACGCGGCGUGCUCACGGUGGACGGCGAGCAGGUGGAGUACGGGCCGGUGCAGGCGCAGAUACAUCCGGGCCUCGGCACCCUUCUCACGGGCCCGCCGAGCCGCACCGGUGCCCUGGGCCUGGCCCGUUCUCAGGAUUGCACCGCCUCCCGGGACCAGACGGGGAACGUGGUGGCGGUGGUGGCGACAGGAUCGGCCCCGACGGAUCGCCAGCCUGCAGGGAGGCCUGGAUUUCCAGGGGGCUGCUGGCUGGGAUCGCUGAAACUUAAAGGGCGUGCCCCGAAAGUAGUGCCUGACCGGGGCCUGUGGACCCGGCGUCUGCGCUCUGGCCCGCCCUUGGGGGCGUGGCCCCGCCCAGACCACGCCUCUGCUUCCGACUCAGAACGCUCGUGCGGCCGAGGGCGGGGCUUGGCCAACGCGCCGCCCAAUGACGGAGCCUGA